GAAAAGAAAAUUUUGACACUAGCCAUGAGUCACAGCCAGGGUUACCUCGACGAGGCCUUGACGGUCGAGGUAGAUCCGAACCUAAGGGGAAGUCACCAGUUCCCAGAGUCAGUUCCGGAGACGCUCACGCGACCUCCGGACAUUGCCUCACUCCGCCAGUGGGGUCAGUUGAAGAUCCCGUCCGGAAAGCAUGCAGGAAAGACCUUCUCGGAGGCCCAUCAGGACUUGGGCUACCGUCACCAGGUGUGGAAUCGUCGAGCAGUCUCAAGCUGGCUGCGCAGUUUUCAGAUGUACUGCAGAAUGGUUCAACACAUGAGGCCCGACGAGACUGCGAUGUCGUCCACACAGGUGAUCGCCGAACCCGUGAUGGCCCAGAGUCCACAGCCAAACAAGGCAGCCAAGCCCAUCACCAAAGUCAAGGAGGCCAUGAAUCAAACCCGACCAUCGACAACCGUGGGCAAGUGGAUCGAAGUCGAGAAGUCCAAUCAGGUGGCAUCGAGUCAGGGUCGAGUGAACAAACGGGGAAGCACCACAGCUUCGUCCAAUCGUAUGAGUACCGAGGCCGACCCCGAGAAGAUUCAGAAGCUGCGGACCCAGAUAGCCAUUCUCGAGAGAGAGUUGGCCAACGAGCUCAAGAUCCCCGACGACAGCAGCGACGAGAAGUUGUAUGGGAAAUUUGCGAAUUUGAACAUGUCCAAGGGAAUAAAGGCAUUUGAAAAGAUCACCCAGAAGGCUGGUACCGGGGAAGUUGUAGAGGAUGAGUUGAUGAACCCUGAAGGGGAUGGGGAAGGGGGUUCUGAAUCUUAUCCUCCGGAGGGAGGUGAGUCAGCAUCACCUGAGGGCAUUGAGUUUCGAGACAGUCUCAGACGCAGAGAGAUGGCCAGAAAGGCCUUCUUAACUGCCGACAACAGUAGUGCUCUGAGGAUUGUGGAUGAGGUCAUCCGAAGCUGCAAGAACUAUGUUCCACUGGAGGGCAUUCCGGAUGAUGGGCCAUGCGAUGAGAUGCCUGAGCCAAAUCAACCGCAGAUUAGUGCCAGUCUGAGUGAACUGCCCAGCCAACCGGAGGGUGAGAAUUUUCCGACCACCCUGGAGUGCUUACUCAUCCGUGAACGCCUCGAGGAAAAUUGCAGACUCCGUUGGAUCAAUAGCAAAGCUAUGCUGGCCGAUUGUCUUACCAAAAGUAUGGAUGGAGAAGUCCUCCGACGGGCACUGCAACUUGGGCGAUACGCCUUGUUCGACGAAAAUAAAGUCUUACAAGAAAGAGCUGACAAAAGGUUGAGCCGGGGCAAGGACUUCGUCUACUACCAGCUCUUGGACGAGACGGCGGAGGAUCAUCGACCUCGCGGUGUUUGGCUCGAUCCUGAACCUCGAGGACGUUCUCGAAGCCGCGACCGGCAACCUCCUGCUCUACGUCCUCCUGCUGGCCGAGCUCGACGUGGUCCUCGACCUGAUCUACCCGAGCCUGAACCUGAACCGGAACCGGGAUCUUUGACGCCCCGAUACCUGGGCUGGCCAAUCACAGGCAACAGCUCAGCAGGUUCGACAGAGGCUCGGCCUGAGUCCAUUGCCAACUUCUUGGUUCGUGAGAGCCUUUACUACGAGGAGUUCGUCGAGUCCCUGUUGGCUUUGAAAGAUGAACAACAAGGUGGAACGAUGAAGGAUGUCUUUGACUUCAGCGAGUCUUCUUCGUCUUCUGAUGAGGACGGCAAAGAUGAUGACGAUGAUGACAAGAAGAGUCGCAAAAGCAAAGCAUCUGAGAGUAAGACUUCUGAUGCCAAGGGGAGCUACAAGCGUGUUCCUACGGAGGAGCCUUCACAACAUCGUGGACCCCGAGGAGGUGAUUCAGUACCUGGCGACAGUCCUCAUGGAAGUCGACCUUUUUCUCGUCGAGCACCUCCAUCUUUGGCUGGUUCGGGUUCCUUCGACAGCUUCAUACUGAAGCAGCUUCGUGGUUGGAGAUUGCUCUCUGGAGCCUGUCUUAGCGCAGAAGAGUGGCGUGCUGUUUUGGCAUCCACAAACAACAAGUUGGACUACGAGAGUGUGAGCGUGGCUUUGACCAUCCUCUAUGACGACCAGAUCCAAUUUCAACGUGGUGGCCAUCAACAUCAAGCUCUUCAACGUGGCCCCCAACUUUUCUCUCUGGCUGAGGAUGAGGAUUGGUAUGGCGAAUCUUCUUGGUGGGAUGAUUGGGAUAGCUGGGCAAACUAUGCAGGCUGGCAUGAGGAUGAUGAGGAAUGGCCUGCUGACGAACCUGGCGCAGAUCCUGAACCUUCUGAUGACACCAAGAAGGAGAAUGAUGCAAUGGCUCAGCAGACAUGGGCCCAAGCUCACAAGUCGACACAGUUGGCAAAGAAGGACCGAGGCUUUGGAAAAGCUGCCGGCAAAGGUUCUUCUGAUGGUUGCCACAUUUGUGGCCACCCUGGACACUAUGCACGAGAUUGCCCUGAUCGACAAGCUCCAAAGGGCAAGGGUCGCAUGCAUCACAUGGGCUACUAUGAGGAUGACUCGCUCUAUGCUUUUCAGAAGGGCAAGGGCAAGUCGAAGGGCAAGUACGGCAAGAACAUGCACCUCAUGGAUGAGCUCUUCUACAUGAGGGGCAAGGGUUUUGGAAACAACAUGAAAGGCAAGGGCAAGAGUAAGACCAAGAACACUGGCGUUGUCAAUGCCUACUACGCUGACUAUGAGGAGCCCUAUGGGUACCAUGUCUUGGACUUCAAGGAGGAGGUCUUAGAUCUUCAAGCAGCAGCCACAGAAACCCCACCAAGGGCUGCUGAGAUCUCUUUGGCCUCCCUUGACAACAAGUCAAGCGCUGGGCCUUGUGGAAUGUUGGACAGCGGAGCCACAUGCUCUGCCGGACCAGAAUCUUCGAUCAAGAAUUUGGUCAGCGCUUUGCUGAAGCAGGACAAGUCAGCGAAGAUCCACAUCGACGGAAAAAGGUGCCCUCGUUUCAGAUAUGGAAGCGGCAAGUGGGGAAAAGCUCUUUUUCGUAUUUCAAUGGAAUCCAGUUUGUCAUCACACACUUUUCAUGCAUAUGCUCUACCUGAUCCUGAAGAAAGCAAGGAGCCAUGGUUUAACGACAGCAUGUUGGUACCGGUUUUGAUUGGCAUGGACUUCAUAGAGGAGAAGGAGCUCUACCUGGACUUCGAAAGGACUGUGACCGCAGAUCUUCGAGAUCCAAGAGCCAAGAGUCAUCAAUGGCCCUGCAUGGGGAAUCACACCAAGGCGAAACCCCAGUCCAACAAAUGGGGUCAGUGGACAAACUGCGCUGUGUGCGGUUUGCGCAUGGAGUACAUCCCCAAGAAAGGAGCACCAGCAUCCGACACUCAUCAACCGAACCCUGCGAUGGUGCUGAGGGCCUUGAAGGAACUACAACAACUUCUACCAGGCGGAGCUCUUCCCGAAGAAGCCCUGGUAAGAGUGGUGAUCGACAAGGUGGUGGCAGAAGAGAGGAUGACGACGCUGUUGGAGGAGUAUCAGCGUCAGCUGGAGACUGCAAAGAAGAAGGUGAUCAAGGGUCAACAGGCAAUGAUGACGGCGGGUCGUGGCCAGCCAAGCUCCGGAGUUCCAAGCGGAUAUCACCCGGAGAUGCCGACUUCUCCACCGAGAUCAACAACAAGCUGGGAGCAGGUGACACCUCAACAGUCACCACCACAACGCACUGCCGACGAGAUCAUGGAGCUGCUGACCCCAGAGGAGCGCAAUCAGCUGAUGCAACGAGUCCAACACAGGGCUGCACAGGACACCGCAGACUCCAAGAACGUGCAUCCUCUACCUCUUCGAGUAGGUCAGGCGAUGGUGAACACCAUGCACUACAUCCAUGAUGAGUUCAACGACGUCCUUGCGGAGACGGUCUAUGGCGACAAACCUGUGGUCUGGGAGGUCUUUUGCAGCCCAGAUUCUGAGCUCUCCCAUCAAUGUUCUCUCAAUGGCAUGGAAGCUGUUCGCAUCAACUUGGCGAAUGGUUUUGACCUCUACAAAGAGGAGUCAUGGAACCAGCUCUACAAGCUCUAUCGCAAGAAGCCACCUUCAAAGGCAUGGUUCAGCCCGAGAUGCACUUUCUACUGCGACUGGGUUGACUUGAACUACAAACAUCGACCAGAGGUCUUGGCAAAAUACCAGCGCAGAGAGCGCAAAAUGCUUCGUCAGAUGACGGACUUCAUGCUCUUCCUUGCGUCCAAGGGUGUCGAGAUCUACUGGGAAUGGCCUUUGAGAUGUCGUGGCUGGCGAGAGGCUGUGGUGCAGUCCUUCAUGCAGAAGUUCCAAGCACUCUAUGGCGAACUUUGGGAAUGUCGCAUCGAUGGAUGCCGGUUUGGUCUCAAAUCGGCGCAUGGCAACUUCAUCAAAAAGUCUUGGAAGGUGGUCACUUCGAGUCAAGAGUUUUACAACCGCUUCAGAUUGAAGUGCUGUCUGAACAAUCAUCAGCACGAAUGGAUAGCUGGUGUGGAAACCAAUCGAAGUGCCUACUAUCCAGUUCAAAUGUGCCAGAGCAUUGCAAGGUGCUGGCGCUCUCUCUUGAUGCCUGCUCGAUGGACAAGGAUGCUGUGGACAGCCCCCGUGGAAGGAGUGGAUCCUUUUUGUGAGGCUCUCUACAUCCAGAACGAGAUCUACACGGAGUCCGAGGGCUGGCUACAUCCUGCAGAAGUUCUACCUCCUUGCGGAGACCUACCUUCUGAGGCUGAGGAGCGAGAAAGAGACCAACCUGAUGCUGAUCUACCUGGACAUGCUGAGGAGAUCAAAACAACUGAGGAUGAGGAUUACAAAGAUGUGACACCUCAAAUGUUGACCAGGUGGAAAGCGCAGCUCUCAAAGUUCCACCGUGCGGCUGGUCACCCGACGUCAAGAAAUUUGGCGCGGAUGUUGACUGAUGCCCAAGUAGAAAAAUGGAAGGUGAAGGAAGCCCUGAAGUACCGAUGUGCCAUUUGUGAGGAGCAGAAACCUGGUGGGAAGUCUUCGAAGCAAGUUCCCCCUAUUUCCUUGCGUCCACUGCCACAGGCUUGGGAACACCUUGGAAUCGACAUUGGCGAGUGGGAGGUUCCAACACAGAACCUCAAGGUUAAAUUCAUCCUCCUGAUGGACAUGGCAACACACUAUCGUGUGACGGAAGUUUUGGCCUCCUACGCCUUUGGAGAGACCUAUGUGGAAACCUCCAAUGACGUUAUUAAGUGCCUCAUCAGCCGCUGGCUUAUGGACAAGCCACGACCGAAGAUUUUGAUCCCUGACAAUGCCAACACCUUGAUUUCUCAACAAGUCAUCGAACUGAUGGCUGAUCUUGGCAUUGCUGUGAUGCCUCCACCUGACAACGAAAGUUGGGCACAUGGAGUGGUCGAACGAAACAUUGGCCACUUGAAAGAAGCUGCCUCAAGGAUUCACAAAUCAACUCCCGACAUGGAGCCUGGACAUGCCAUUGCUUUGGCGACUGCUGCCUUGAACUCAACAGAGUUUGUUCAAGGAUACAGUAGCAUCCAAUGGGCCUUUGGUCAUCAAGCCACACUUGGUGACGAUGAGUUGAGGCAACAACUUUCACUUCCAGUGGAGCGUCAGCAAGAUCAAUUUCUACAACUUCUGACUCAACGACAAGUGGCUGAAGAACAUGCACGCAGAGCCAAGGCAUCCCUGAUGAUGUCCAAGCUGCGGAACACCUCGAUCCGACAGCCUGUUCGACAUCGUCACACCACUCGACCUCGUUGGGUUGGUCCUGGCCGAGUUGUUUUCCAUGAACUGGUGGCUGGUCAAGAUGAACAAGACCGACGCCAGAUCGUGUGGGUCAUCUUGGGCAACAUUCUCUAUCGCGCUUCUGUCCAUAGUGUCAGAACUCUUUCAGAACGUGAACAAGCGAUUUUUGAAGCUCAAGGUGAUGAAUCUCACCGUUGGAAGCAUCUCACUGACAUGAUUCCUCGACGGAACUAUGUGGACCUCGAGGGUGAGGAGCCUAUGGAUGGUGAGAUUGAAGGACCCUUCCUGCCGGACAAGCCCAACACUGAGACCGUGAUUGGUCCCAAGGUGCGCUUCAACUCCAAGUACCGAAUGGACGGUGUUGGUCGACCUCUAUAUGCCGAUGGAACACCUGUGUCUUUUCGACCACUUCCUGCAGAUCCACAACAAGAGAUUGGCGAUGACAAGGUCAAUGACUACGAGUCCGAGGGCUAUUCACCCGACUACGAGCAGGACGUUCCUCCAGUUCCUGCUGAAGAAGCGAUCUUUGAUGGUGAUCCACCUGAAGCACCUCUGAGGAGAUUUUCAACGUCUUCAAGAACACCUCUUACUACAGCGAUUGAUGACACAGAGAAUGCGGAGAAUGCCGAGCCGGAGUUGGAUGACACAGCCCCUGUUGAACCUGAUCUCAAGAAGUUCAAGGCUGACGAGGAUGAGGACCCAGGUGAUGGACUCUAUUUGGACCUCAACCAGGCCAUUCUUGAGACCAACGAAGCUUAUGUCUUUGACUUGGAGCUGGACUGGUCCUCCAACCGGCAACGUAAGAUGUUCUUGAGGGAUCCUUCGGCCUAUUUGGUGAAGAAGAUCAACUCCUCUGAGGUGGUCUACCGCAAGCUUUCAGAUGAAGAUCGAAAGCUGUUCGAUCAUGCAAAAGCCUCUGAAGUUUCUUCCUUCAUCAAGACGGCUGCAGUUCGCAGGUGUCUUUCACAGGAAGAGGCAAAACGUGCUGCACAAUCGGACCGAGUGCUACGAACGAAGGAGAUGGAGCAAGAGGAGCUCUACACAAGUGGCGUUCCUGAACUGAAGAAGUUCGUGAAGGGCGUCAUUGGCACAGACAGCCGUGGAGGUUUCGAUGCAAUCAACAAGAACGAGUCCCCGCUUCUGGGAUUGAGCAACGUGCGAAGCGCUCUUCAAGCUUUUCAGUUGCGCGAGCAGUUGCAGGAGCCAAAGCGCCGUGACACAAAUGCGCCAACUGGCAUCUUUAGUCCCUUCCUGCUACCUGGAUCAAUUCGACGG
Messenger RNA from Cladocopium goreaui, 6948 nucleotides. NCBI's taxonomy places the organism in Eukaryota, Dinophyceae, Suessiales, Symbiodiniaceae. The record is from the annotation of a GenBank genome assembly.